Molecule: messenger RNA, 1049 nt
Organism: Aegilops tauschii subsp. strangulata
Lineage: Eukaryota; Viridiplantae; Streptophyta; Magnoliopsida; Poales; Poaceae
Source: RefSeq, a predicted model, not a curated record
GCGCUUACGGUAGAUCCCCCGUAGCAAGUGAAUGAUUGCUGUUCGUCGGACACACCAGCAGCUCGUUUAGUAGUAGUAUCAGACUAUCAGGUGUCCCUGUAAACCAAAACCCCAAAAGGGCCAUCUCGGUGUGACCAGAGCGCCGCACCAACUAGUAUCAAAUAUUCAGUGCGCUCUCUCUUCCUCUCUCGGUCCUUCUCUUGCAGACUCGAGAGUCCAGACACACACGUACGCAACCAUGCCUAGAUCCUUCGUGAUCACCAUCUUCGUCUUCGUCGCCGUGGUCAGCAUGCUCGCCACCAUGGCGGUGGCGGACACGCUGGCCGACUGCCCGUACCCGUGCCUCCCACCACCAACCUCAGGAGGCGUCAUCAACAGCUACCCGCCACCGCCACCAGCAGGGACUGGAACAGGAACAGGUGGUGGUGGCGGCGACGGCUUCAGCGGCAGCUACCCGCCACCUCCGCCAGGGGGCUUCCAGCUGACCCCGCCAGGGGUCAUGCCGGGGUUCCUCGCGCCGCCGUUCAGCGCCGUCCCGGCCGGGCCGGCUCCUCCGCCGCCGAACCCUGUCCUGCCGUGGUUCCCGUGGUACUACCAGCACGACAACCCGAUCACGGGGUCGACCACGUCGGCGUCCUCGCCAACGGCGUCGCACCGGAGGACGACGUGCAUGGUCACCCUGCUGCUCCAACUGUGUUUAGCGAUUCUUCUUCGGGCGCCGUAGAGUACUUUGUCUGCCUGUUAACCAAGGUGUGUUGAUUAGUUGCUACGAAGUGUUUGUUCUCGUUAAUUGCAAUGUUGUUUUGACUUUUGAGUUUUUGUAGCUAUAAGCUCGUAGAGAAGGUUACUGUUACUGUUCUUACUCAUAGAUAAUACACUGUUGUCAAGCAUAUAGACUACCGAGUACGUAAUUUUGAAGGUAAUUAUUGUAUACAUGGAUGUCACAUAGUUGCUCCCGCACUUUGAUGCUUAUAUAUAGUCGAGAUCCUUAUAUAGUUUGAACUUUGAACACAUAGUGUGUUUUCUGUUAAAGUCUGUAAUUUUCUCAA